AUGAAAAAAUCUGAUGCUACUUCUCUAGCUCAAGAAAUAGUAAAAUUUUUUCAAGAAAAUAAUUUGGACAUCAAUAAAUGCGUUGCUCAAUGCUAUGACGGUGCUUCUGUUAUGAGUGGUGUUUAUUCGGGAAGAAAUAAAAAUAAAGAAAAAGAUGUUUCAAGUAUGAAAGUUGAGCUUUUGUAUCAAGUGGUUGAUAGGAUUGUAACGCAGUUAGAUGAACGUUUUUCAAAAAAUGAACAAGUUUUUGACAUAUUUAAUGUAUUUGACUAUACAAAUGCUGACUUUCUUCAUGCAGAAUGUGGUACUAUUAAUAAGUUCUUAGACCACUACAAAAGUUUUCAAAUUAAUACUUUAAACUUGUCAUCAGAAUUUUCUUCAAUAAAGGCAACAUUAGAACUAGAAAACAAUUCCCAAUUUAAAUUAGAAUUAAUAUUAAAUAUUGUUUUAAAUCUACCGUAUGCAUUUCCUGAAACAACAAAAAUAUUGUCCAUAAUGCUAACAUUACCAGUGACAACAGCAUCUAAUGAAUGUUUUUUUUCUUCACAGAAAAGGAUAAAAAAUUUCUUAAGAACAUCAAUUGGUGAUGAAAAAUUAAAAGAUUUAAUGGUUCUUGGAGUUGAAAUCGAAUAAACAAAUCAAAUCAAUUUGAACGAUGCAGUUGAUGAUUUUGCAAAAAUA
This is a messenger RNA of Sipha flava (yellow sugarcane aphid), 681 nucleotides long. RefSeq lists its product as uncharacterized. The record is from RefSeq and is a predicted model, not a curated record. Lineage: Eukaryota; Metazoa; Arthropoda; Insecta; Hemiptera; Aphididae. The transcript has 3 exons. Bases 1 to 633 code for a protein of 210 amino acids. Gene Ontology annotation, molecular function: protein dimerization activity.